AUGUUGCGACGAAAGUAUCGGUUUGUGCUGUUCCUCGGAACAAUAUGGAUUGUAGGAAUUGUGAUUUAUGCUUUCAAAUCCUACAACAGCCCUAAAUCCAGGGAGGUUCGUGAUUUUGAUGGGGUGUUUGAUGAGAAUGCCAACCAGGUGGUGGAGAUGGAUAUGGGAUUCAAGUCACCAGAAAUACCUAAAAAGAUAGUACCACCAAAACGCAGCCAUCGAGUGGACGAUUCACCAAAUAGUAAGCAGAUGAUGAGUGACGGCUCUGAUGACAUAGAUUGGCAGGACUUUGAUGAAAAGGCAUACAUAGACAAGAAGCGUUGUACUGCAGGACAGGACUGUUACACUGCAAACAAAUUCAAUCAACUUGCAAGUGACAAUGUCAAGAGUAAUCGUCAUGUGAUGGACACGCGCCAUUCCAUGUGCAAAUCUGCCGACUUUUCUUCUGAUCUGCCUCCUACAACAGUGAUCAUCACCUUCCACAAUGAGGCUCGGUCCACUCUCAUCCGCACUAUUGUCAGUGUUUUCAACAAAAGCCCAGCGCAUCUCAUCACCGAAAUAAUAUUGGUGGACGACUUUAGUGAUGAUCCAUCUGAUGGCUUGGAAUUGGAAAAGAUGAAAAAGGUGAAGCUGAUUCGUAACAAUAAGAGGGAGGGACUUAUGCGAUCCAGGAUCAAGGGAGCUGAUGCUGCGUCGGCGACGGUGCUAACCUUCCUCGACAGCCACUGUGAAUGUAAUGAGAAGUGGUUAGAACCUCUUCUGGAACGUGUUGCCGAGGACAAACAUCGUGUGGUAAGCCCAAUCAUUGAUGUCAUCAACAUGGAUAACUUUGAGUACAUUGGUGCAUCUGCUGAUCUCAAGGGAGGUUUUGAUUGGAAUCUUGUUUUCAAAUGGGACUAUAUGACUUAUGAGGAAAGAAAUAAGAGAAACAGCAACCCCAUAGCCCCAAUCAGAACACCAAUGAUUGCUGGAGGCUUGUUCACUAUUGAAAAGAGUUGGUUUGAUGAGCUUGGAAAAUAUGACAUGAAAAUGGAUGUUUGGGGUGGUGAAAAUCUAGAAAUAUCUUUCCGAGUGUGGCAGUGCCAUGGAUCGUUGGAGAUAAUCCCUUGUAGUAGAGUGGGACAUGUCUUCAGGAAACAGCACCCGUACACCUUCCCCGGAGGCAGUGGCAACGUGUUUGCCAGGAAUACACGACGAGCAGCAGAGGUGUGGAUGGAUGAAUAUAAGGAGUUCUACUACGCAGCUGUGCCUUCAGCUCGCAUGGUGUCCUUUGGAGACAUCACAGAUAGGUUAAAGCUACGAGAAAAUCUACAGUGCCAUUCUUUCAAGUGGUUCUUGGAAAAUGUUUACCCAGAACUCAAAGUACCUAACACACAGGAUGUGGCAUUUGGUUGUAUCCAACAGGACACAAUGUGUGUUGACACAAUGGGCAAUUUCGCUGAUGGCACCUUAGGAGUCUUUCCAUGUCACUUCGCAGGAGGAAAUCAGGAGUUUUCACUAGGUAAAGAUGGAAUGAUUCGACAUCUUGACCUCUGCUUGACCUUGACAUCAACAGCAGAAGGCAAUACCAUCAAACUAUAUCAGUGUCAGGAGAACAACAACUUACAGGUGUGGACUAGGUUCAACGAAGACACCAUGCUAAAGAGUAAACAUCUGGAUCUUUGUCUGGACAGUAGGGAAGUACAAAUAAAGAGUAAGGGGCUCACAGCCAACAAGUGUGAUACAGAGUCAUCAUCACAACGAUGGAGCUUCCAAGUCUCCAGGAACUAAGUGUAAAGGGCUUGAUGCCAACAAGUGUGAUACAGAGUCAUCUUUGCAGUUGGAGUUUCCAGAUCUUCAGAAACUAAGGACUGUUGUCGUGGCAUUCUCGCAAAGAGGCUUGAUAAGGUUCUGCCAAAAAGUCAAAUGAAAUCCAAGGAUUAACUAUUUUCUAGUUUAUGCCAUAAUUGUGUGUUACAGCUUUACUCCAUCUCAGGGUCCAUUUGUUAUUUGUAGUUUGUCUGGUAAAUCUCCAGUUGUCUCCCCUCCACAUAGCCUUGACAUCUUUUAUUCUAAUGCCCCUUCCAUUAUGUGGGGAUGCCCUGGGCUGUUAUUCUCUAAUUUAUCAUAAUUUGAUCUCUGUUCAAGUUUUCCUUUGUGGAUGAAGACACUGAAUUGUAAUUUGGAAUGUAGAUGUAUAAAUUUGGUUCUGAUCAACGAUUUCUUUUUCCAAAAGAUAUGACCUCUGAACUUAAAAAAAUUUCAACAAAUCAACAGAUUCUAGGUAUUUUCUCGGGGCUGGAUGGGAAUAUGUAACUGAAGUUUAAUAUGAACAUUGGUUGUAUGUUUGUACUAAAUCAGCUUUAUAUGGAUUAAAGUAGUCAGCGUUGGUUGGUCAACUGAUACCUGACACAAUCUGGAAAACUGCCAAUAACACUAAAAAGCUCCAAACACAUCAUUGGUUGCCAGCAGGGGUAUUCAGGUCACACCAACACAUGUUGUUUUGAUUUUUGACAGAACUAGUCAGUAACUGAUUUCCCCUUAAACAUCCAGUUUUAGAAACCAUGUAUUGACAUCCAGGUCACAAACAGCCUGAGUAGUACAGGAGCAUAAGUCACUAGGAGUGAAGAGGGGUUUACCAGAUAUGGGUGUUUUUCCCAUGUUAUUUUAAUGCAGGACUUCCUGCAGUGCAGGUGGUUAUGGACGGCAUUUGCUUACAACAGUUACAUGAUGUUUAGAGUAUUCUCCAAGAUUGUUUAUGUUACACCUGGUGUGUAACAAUAGGAUUAUCAAGGUAUAAUGUACUGAUAGAUGUGAUUAUAGACAUACAAAUCCUACAUGUUUAUCUAAUUAACCAUGGAUCAUACUUAUAACCUUUUGUAAUAUAAAUGCUGGUCACACUUUUACUGGUCACACUUCCCUGUAAAGCCAAUCAAAUUCUAUAAGGAAGUUUUAUAUGAAAGAAAAGAAAGUGUGGUAUUUUUAACAAGUAUGAACUUAACAAUUAUAAAGAUCUGAUAUUUCAUGCUUAUGAAAAGGGCACUGUACUGGUUCAGAUUGCUAAACAUGACAGCUUUGUAGAUGUGCUAUUGUAGGCAGGUCAAAGCAGUUACACUUUGAUACAGCCUUAUUUGAUAUGUUUAAUAAUCAACUUUUAAUGAGAAAUGUCUGAGUAUGCUUUGUAAUUAAUUUUAAUGGGCAGUAACUUGGUGUGCUCUGUAAUUAAUUUUAAUGGGCAGUAACUGAGUGUGCUCUGUAAUUAAUUUUAAAGGGCAGUAACUUGGUGUGCUAUGUGAUUAAUUUUAAAGGGCAGUAACUGAGUGAGCUCUGUAAUUAAUUUUAAUGGGCAGUAACUUGGUGUGCUCUGUAAUUAAUUUUAAUGGGCAGUAACUUGGUGUGCUAUGUGAUUUAUUUUAAAGGGCAGUAACUGAGUGUGCUCUGUAAUUAAUUUUAAAGGGCAAUAACUGAGUGUGCUCUGUAAUUAAUUUUAAAGGGCAGUAACUGAGUGUGCUCUGUAAUUAAUUUUAAGGGGCAGUAACUUGGUAUGCUCUGUAAUUAAUUUUAAGGGGCAGAAACUUGGUGUACAUUGCGAUUUAUUUUAAUGAGCCAUUACAGAAUGUGCUCUAUGAUUAAGUUUAAUGGGUAGUAUCUAAGUGUAAUCUCUGAUUAACUUUAAUCUGAGAGUACAUGUGCUUUUCUGCUCUUGAAUCGUUUUAUUAAAAAUUCUUGGACUGAUUUUCUAAUCAUGCAUUUUGAGUCCCAUUUGUACUGCAUAAUCAAGUCAAAUUUGUAACAAAAAGUGACAGCAAUUUUACAUUUAUGAAAAUCAAAGUUGAAGAUUUACUUGUCUCCUCUCUCAUCUUGGUAGAUGAUUAUAAUUGAAUAUAACUGAAGCCAUUUUCCCCCUAUGAAAUCUCUAUCAAAUUGUCCAUAAAAAACAAAGGAAAUGAUCAUUUUCAGUCCAUCAUUAAUCUGAUCAUGAUGAUCCAUCAUUAAUCUGAUCAUGAUGAUCCAUCAUUAUUCUGAUCAUGGUGAUCCAUCAUGAUCCAUCAUUAAUCUGAUCAUGGUGAUCCAUGAUGAUCCAUCAUUAAUCUGAUCAUGGUGAUCCAUCAUUAAUCUGAUCAUGGUGAUCCAUCAUUAAUCUGAUCAUGGUGAUCCAUAAUGAUCCAUCAUUAAUCUGAUCAUGGUGAUCCAUCAUUAAUCUGAUCAUGGUGAUUCAUCGUUAAUCUGAUCAUGGUGAUCCAUCAUUAAUCAGAUCAUGAUGAUCCAUCAUUAAUCUGAUCAUGGUGAUCCAUAAUGAUCCAUCAUUAAGCUGAUCGUGGUGAUCCAUCAUUAAUCUGAUCAUGGUGAUCCAUCAUUAAUCUGAUCAUGGUGAUCCAUCAUUAAUCUGAUCAUGGUGAUCCAUCAUUAAUCUUAUCAUGGUGAUCCAUCAUUAAUCAGAUCAUGAUGAUCCAUCAUUAAUCUGAUCAUGGUGAUCCAUAAUGAUCCAUCAUUAAGCUGAUCGUGGUGAUCCAUCAUUAAUCUGAUCAUGGUGAUCCAUAA
This is a messenger RNA of Ylistrum balloti, 4521 nucleotides long. Its product is annotated as polypeptide N-acetylgalactosaminyltransferase-like. The record is from RefSeq and is a predicted model, not a curated record. Gene Ontology annotation, cellular component: Golgi apparatus. Bases 1 to 1770 code for a protein of 589 amino acids. The transcript has 14 exons. Lineage: Eukaryota; Metazoa; Mollusca; Bivalvia; Pectinida; Pectinidae.